AUGGAGUUACCGGUUGUAGAUCUGUCGCGCUACCUACAGCUCUCCGGUGGCGAAUCGGUUUCUCAUCUGGAAACGGAUGUCCUCGACUCUUGCCGAGAGGUGAGUCGGAUCCUGAGAGAAACCGGAGCUCUUCUGGUCAAGGAUCCGAGAUGCAGCGCCGAAGACAACGAUCGGUUCAUCGAUAUGAUGGAGACGUUUUUCCAGAUGCCCGAUGAUUUCAAGCGGUUGCAAGAGAGACCUAAUCUUCACUAUCAGGUUGGUGUGACGCCAGAAGGAGUUGAAGUGCCAAGAAGCUUGGUUGAUGAAGUGAUGCAAGAAAAGUUCAAGGCUAUGCCGGAAGAAUACAAACCACACACUCCUAAGGGACCAGAUCACAAGUGGAGAUACAUGUGGAGAGUGGGUCCUCGUCCAUCUAACACACGCUUUAAGGAGCUGAACUCUGAGCCUGUGAUACCAGAAGGUUUUCCGGAAUGGAAAGAAAGAAUGGACUCAUGGGGUUACAAGAUAAUAUCAGCUGUAGAGGUUGUUGCUGAAAUGGCAGCAAUCGGGUUUGGUUUGCCCAAGGAUGCAUUUACAUCAAUCAUGAAGCAGGGUCCUCAUCUUCUUGCUCCAACGGGAAGUGAUCUCAACUGUUACAACGAGGAGGGAACGAUAUUUGCAGGAUAUCAUUACGACCUCAACUUUCUAACAAUUCAUGGAAGAAGUAGAUUCCCUGGUCUAUACAUUUGGUUAAAGAACGGUGAAAAGGUUGCGGUUAAAGUUCCCGUAGGCUGCCUCUUGAUUCAAACUGGAAAACAGAUAGAAUGGUUGACUGCUGGAGAAUGCAUAGCCGGAAUGCAUGAAGUAGUUGUCACUAGCAAGACUAUAGAUGCAAUCAAAUUAGCAAAAGAACAAAACCGGAGCUUGUGGAGAGUAUCGUCAACUUUGUUUGCCCACAUUGCCUCUGAUGCGGAGCUGAAACCUUUGGGGCAUUUCGCGGAAUCACCACUGGCGAGUAACUAUCCGGCGAUACCCGCAGGAGAGUAUGUUGAACAAGAGCUCUCUGUCAUCAAUCUAAAAGGAAAGCAGGGAUUUUCAUAG
Microthlaspi erraticum is the source of this 1080-nucleotide messenger RNA. Lineage: Eukaryota; Viridiplantae; Streptophyta; Magnoliopsida; Brassicales; Brassicaceae. The record is from the annotation of a GenBank genome assembly.